AUUUGAUUUAAAAGAUUGAUUAAGCAGAAAGAGUAGAGAAAUGCCUUUGAAUGAAGAAAGUGAGGGAUUUGCUCAAAACAACUCCCAAAACCUUCCUUUCCUUCUCUACUUCUGCUUCUCCUUCUAAGCAUCAACUAAUGGAUCCAUCAGAGCGCUACUGUUUCAAUCCCAAAUUGCAAUGGAACCCUCAAGUUGAAGAUUACUUCACUAAGGCCUACGGACCUGAUUAUUUCUCUCGCAUUUCUCAUGCCCUCACGCGUCCGCCGAGUUAUUCUUGUAUUCGAGUUAACACACUUAAGACAACAGCUGAUGCUGUUGUUGAGAAGCUAAUGGAAUUUGUCAAAGAAACUAGCUUUGAAGAUUGUAGUGAGGCAGGACGCAAUGAUAUUGAGGAUAGGUUGUGCAAGAGUCCCAUAACUAAGUGCCAGAUACCAGGGUUGGAUUAUGUUUUGUUUGUUAAGGGUUCAGGGCCGCACAUGAUUGAUUAUGGUUUUUCACCUGGUGCUCCUCCUAAAGAAGUCAUUGUCAGUAGAAAAUGUGCUGAAGCAGUUCUCCGGGGUGCUCAGGUGUUUGUUCCUGGUGUAAUGGCUUGUAGUGCACAUGUUGAAAAAGGAGAUGCUGUUGCUGUUUCAGUUGCUAUAGAGCAGCAUUGUCCUGAUGGUGGAUGGGCUAUUGGUAUGACACGUGGGACUGUUCUACAAGGACUUCCAACAGAUCCCUAUUAUUUCCAAAGAAAUGGCCUGUAUAUUGGUCAAGGAAAGACAACAAUGUCAAGAGCUGGCUUAUUCCGUGUUCCAGAAGGAAUUGCUGUGGAUAUGAGCAAUCGCGUAUUCAAACUUCCUUCCUUUCAUGAUGUGCUUAAGGGGGAAAUAUUUCUUCAGAACUUUCCAAGCAUCAUUACUGCUCAUGCCCUAGAUCCUCAAAAAGGCGAACGGGUGUUAGACAUGUGUGCCGCACCUGGAGGGAAAACAACUGCUAUUGCAAUCCUUAUGAAGAACGAAGGAGAGAUUAUUGCAUGUGAUAGAUCUCAUAAUAAGGUGCUAGAUAUUCAAAAAUUGGCUGCUGAAAUGAGCUUGACUUGUAUAACAACUUAUAAGUUGGAUGCUCUCAAAGCUGUUCGUCGAAAAACUGAAUCCCAUGAACCUGUCACUGUUGGUUCUGAAUCAUUGAGGGUCCAAGAGGAGAAACCAUCUUCUGCUGUUCAAGGGUUGAAUCCUGAUAAGGCAUGCAAUGAACCUGUUAGCAAUGAAAAAGAGAAAGAGAGAACUUAUGUUAGCAAAGCUGACAUCAGGAAGGAGAGGCGAAGAAUGAGGAAUGGGCCAGGAAGGAAUCAGUGCCUGGGUGGUAGAGUUGAGAAUUCUAAAGGUUUUGAUCCUGACAGCUUUGAUCGAGUUCUUCUUGAUGCUCCCUGUUCAGCUCUAGGUUUGAGACCUAGACUUUUUGCUGGAGAGGAAACUGUCAAAUCAUUAAGAAGCCAUGCAGUGUAUCAAAGGCGAAUGUUUGACCAGGCUGUUAAGCUAGUUCGCCCUGGUGGAGUUAUAGUGUAUUCGACAUGCACAAUAAACCCUGGUGAGAAUGAAGCACUGGUAAGAUAUGCUCUGGACACAUAUAAGUUCCUCUCCUUAGCACCACAGCACCUGAGGGUUGGAGGACCUGGCCUUGUUGGCAGUUGUGAAUUUCCUGAUGGAUACAUGGAGGAGUGGCUAAGACCUGGUGAAGAAGAACUUGUUCAGAGGUUUGAUCCAUCAUCUCCCCUUGACACAAUUGGUUUUUUCAUAGCGAAGUUUGCGGUUGGCACAAAAGAUAUUUAAUUUCUUGGGAAAGAAAUGCACAACUUGUAUGAUUAGAACCAGUUAGAAUGGUAGAGAAAGUCGCUCGAAAUGCAAGAUGUCUUUGUUUAUGAUGACCAUAGCCACCAUAUGGCGAUAGAUUGCAGUAUCUUCAUUUGCCCAAAUUAUUACAUGGUGCAUGAAUGAUGAAGAAAAUGGUUAGGUACUCUGCAUUCUUUUGGUCGGCAUUUUUCGCCACCGAAGAAGGUGGUAUGAUAGGCUUUAAUUGUUUCUAAUUUACUUUUGUUUGAAUGAACAAAAAAGUUUUGGAUUAGAAGCAUGAGAUGCAGUAAAAUCAGUCUUUUUGGUACUA
Messenger RNA from Ricinus communis (castor bean), 2142 nucleotides. RefSeq names its product rRNA (cytosine-C(5))-methyltransferase NOP2C. Lineage: Eukaryota; Viridiplantae; Streptophyta; Magnoliopsida; Malpighiales; Euphorbiaceae. Gene Ontology annotation, molecular function: methyltransferase activity; RNA binding. Gene Ontology annotation, biological process: RNA methylation. The transcript is spliced from 13 exons. Bases 51 to 1811 code for a protein of 586 amino acids. The record is from RefSeq and is a predicted model, not a curated record.